AUGCAAUGUUCACGUGAACUGACAUGCAAACAUGAACCUAAAGACAAGCCUACUACAGUUUCACCUCUCAAAAGGGUUAACAGAAGCUUCUCUGGAACUCUAAGCUAUGAUUCACCAUUGAGGAAGAAGAAGAAGGCAUUAACCAAAUCGGCGUUGAAUCCUUCUCUUGGUUCGGAAAUACAAAUAGAAAACGUGGAGAAGCUCCAAUUUCCAGCUUUAGACAUCACUAGUACCAACUACAUUUCAUGGGUUACAAAUGUUGAACUUCAUCUUGAAUCUCUUGGUCUAUCCCAGACCGUUAAAGAGAAUAAUACUUCGACGCCUCAAGAAAAGGCUAAAUCGGUGAUCUUCCUUAGAAGACACCUUGAUGAAAGUAUUAUUUAUGACUAUGCCAACAUGAGAGACCCUAAAGAGCUAUGGAAGUCUCUGAAAGAUCGUUUUGAUCAUCAGAAAGACAUAACACUUCCACUUGCUCUGGAUGAAUGGCAGAGUCUGAGAUUCCAAGAUUUCGACAAAGUGAUGAAUUACAAUUCUGCUGUGUUAGGAAUUGUGGCCAAAUUGAGAUACUGUGGUGAAACGAUCACCGAAUCUCAAAUGCUUGAGAAGACAUACACCACAUUCCACAAGAGCCACAUCACCCUGCAACAACAGUACAGGUUGCGGGGAUAUACCAAAUUUUCGGAAUUGAUUGUAGCUCUUCUCAUAGCAGAAAAGAACAACGAGCUUCUGAUCAAGAAUCACAUGACCCGUCCAACUGGUUCUAAACCGUUUCCUGAAGCAAACGCAUUUGAUGCGAAGAAACCACUAAAGGAAAAUAAUACCUUUCGGGCUCGCGGUCGCGGUCGUCAAAACUACCGUGGACGACGACGAAAGUACAAUCCAAAAGAUAGGAAGUCAUUCCAGUGGGUCCGCUCUGAACAAACCCCUAAGGGAAAAGAACACCAAGGAAAUACCUCCCAGAAGCGAGAAGAAGCUUGUUUCAGAUGCGGUACUAAGGGACACUGGUCUCAUUUAUGUCGUACCCCUGCACACCUUUGCGCUCUAUACAAGGAGUCCGUCAAAGGGAAAGAAAAAGCGGACGAUACACGAGAGUCUAAAACACGCCUGCAGCGUGGCAGACCUGCUGGUUCUAAGAAUAAAAAUCUUAGAAAACAAAAAGAUGUCAAGAUAAAUGACACAUCCAAAAUAGCAGAAAGUAUUUUAGAAGAAACAAAUAAUGAGGAUACUGAGAAAGUUGAGCAUCAUGAGUCGGAAAAUCCCUAUAGGGGUUAA
Brassica napus (rape) is the source of this 1272-nucleotide messenger RNA. RefSeq lists its product as uncharacterized. Gene Ontology annotation, molecular function: zinc ion binding; nucleic acid binding. NCBI's taxonomy places the organism in Eukaryota, Viridiplantae, Streptophyta, Magnoliopsida, Brassicales, Brassicaceae. The record is from RefSeq and is a predicted model, not a curated record. The transcript has 3 exons. Bases 1 to 1272 code for a protein of 423 amino acids.